Messenger RNA from Diorhabda carinulata, 5523 nucleotides. RefSeq lists its product as uncharacterized. The record is from RefSeq and is a predicted model, not a curated record. The transcript has 5 exons. Bases 301 to 1980 code for a protein of 559 amino acids. Gene Ontology annotation, biological process: regulation of transcription by RNA polymerase II. Gene Ontology annotation, cellular component: nucleus. Lineage: Eukaryota; Metazoa; Arthropoda; Insecta; Coleoptera; Chrysomelidae. Gene Ontology annotation, molecular function: RNA polymerase II transcription regulatory region sequence-specific DNA binding; DNA-binding transcription factor activity, RNA polymerase II-specific.
GGAGUAGGGAUUGGUGGGGAACAGCUGACAGGCAAACAUUUAGACAUCUUUGAUUAUAUUUUAUGCACUUCAUCAAUGGGACUUAAAAUUUUAGUAUGACAGAAACAUAAAUAUUGGGAGUUUAUUUUAGAUUAAUAGUUUUUAAAAGUUCACUUUUAACUAUUUAUUAUUUCUAGUUACCAGUUAGUUUAGUGUUAUUUUAAAAGUGACGUCAUGUGAUUGGUUUUUCAUGGAGUAUCAUUUAUUUAAGAUUUCAGGUUACGUUAAAAGUUGAUGUUCUAUUUCUUCCUCUAACCAAACAUGAACUUUCUGUUUCAAAAUCCGCAAAACAGUUUUCCGAAACAACACAAUAAUAAUUUUCUGUUAUCACCAGAAACACCUUCGAAAACCACCUUUAUCGAUAACAAGCCUCAGGUGAACGAAAAUAAUAAUCAAAUAAGUCCUAAUGGUCCGGAGAAAACAUUAAAAGAGCUUUGGUCAAAGCAUAAGAUAAAAAUGAGCAAAACCAAAAUGGAAUCGACUAAUAAUCUCGACAACAAUAUAAAGAUGACUUGGGACGUGGACGUGGAAAAAAAUAUUUGCGUAAAUGUUAUAAACCAAGAGAAGAAGGAAGAGUUACCUCCAGAAAUAAAAGAAGUGGUUCCAAAAACCGAGCAAAAUACCAAAGAUGAAAAAGAAGAAUCUCCUUCGCAUCACGCAAGAAGACCGCCCAAUGCCUUUUUGAUAUUUUGUAAAAAACACAGACCUAUAGUUAGAGAUAGAUUCCCCAAUCUAGAGAAUAGAGGAGUUACAAAAAUUUUGGGAGAAUGGUGGGCCCUACUGAAUAAUACUGAAAAAAUGCCAUAUAAUGACUUAGCAAGAGAGUACAAAGACGCCUUCCUAUCAGCCAAUCCAGAUUUUAGGUGGUACAAGUUACCAGCUCCUCCACUACGCACUCUAACUACUCGUCCUUUGACUGUUCCCAAACCGCAUCCAUCCAUAUCUAGUCCUUCCAAUCCUUAUACUAUAACCUCAACUCUAUCAGAAUUUACUCCUGGAAAAUUGGCCGAUGAAUCUCAACUUGGUGGUCUGACAUCGCUCAUGAACAACUUCACAUCAAUACCAAAGACAGAAACAGAAAAUAAUAAUAAUGUACUGAAGAUUGAAGAUAAAUUAGAACAAAAGAUUGUCAGUCCAGUUAGUAAUAUUUCAGUAAGCACUCCUCCCAAACCGAUCAAGAAGAGAUUUACCGAGUAUUACGAGAGUAAUAUUUGUGUCAGAAAUAUUUUGAAUGAUGAAGAACAGGUCCAAGAUUCCUUGCAUCAGGCAAUGGAUUCUGUUUUACCGAAACGUCAGAGCACCUCCCCGGACAGGAACGGUCUAAAAGACCAAAGAAAACCAGAAAGAAUGUGCAAAGGUAAACGCUACGAGAUGUUCAUGCUCGAAGGUAAACUAUUGGGCAACAAAAGAGAUACCAAACUCGUCCACCAAAAGCAACCACCGAAAUCAGAUACACCAGAACUUGUUAUUAUCGAAAAAAACGAACCUCCGAAUUUAGGCAACACCAUCAAAAGGCUUGCAGAACGUACCAACAUAAAAAUAGAUUUUGAUAGUAUAGAUAACGUAGAACCAGAGAUCAAAAGAAUACGCAGCAUAUCCGAGACUUCAGAAAGCGGAGGAAAAGCUUCACCUCCUAAUUUUAAUUUAGAUUUAAGGAUAUCAAAUCUUCCAAGUUUAAGUUAUGACGAAUUUUUACAAAGGAAACGCGAUAGUAAGAAAAGGAAAGCACGUAGUAAAUCCGAGGGCGAUCUUCGUAGAAAAAUGCAGAAAACUAAUAAGGAAACGCAACUAGUUGGGUCCAAAAAACGGAAAAACAAACAAAGCAUCACUCAUCUCGGCAACAAAACGGAUACUAAUUUAAGUAACGAUCUUAUCGGUUUAGCAACACUGGCCGAAGUCGCAGCCAAUACCGAAAAGAUCAACGAAAAAAUCUCAGAAUAAAAUAAGUAUUACAAGUAGUAUCUAUAUAAAUAUUCUCUUUUAAUGGGUAGAGGAUUUAAUUCCAAGUUAUGUGCCUCAAGUUAUUGGUUAGGACCAGAAAACGUUUUUCAAAUGGUCUCAAUAUUUUCAAAUAUUUUAAAACUUAUCUUAAAUUCACAAUUUUCUUCACUCAGUUUUAUCGAAUCCACUCUAGGCAAUUCCACAUAAGUUUUUGUAAAUUUGUUUAUUCUACACCAAAUACAUUUACGAUAUUAGUAAAAAAACAAAUUCUCGAUAUGUCCCAAAAUUAUUGAAUUAGAAUUUCAUACUCAAAUUUAGAGAGGUGAAAUCUGGUACUGCAUAUUGAUUGACUUUUUAGUGCAUCUCGUAUUUUUUUAAUAAUUUUUUAUAAUGGAAUACCCAUUUGGAAACCGAUUUCUAAACUGUUUUAAAAACAGAUUAUUAGCAAUAAAAUUAUACAAAGAGGCCGUUUAUUGAAUAUGCAAUUUCUCAAAGACGCUUGUUGAAAAUGUUGAUUAAAAGUGGGAAAUUCUAUUGAUUGUUAUUUUUAUUUUGUUUUUAUUUUUCUUUGUUAUAAUUCCCACGAUAUAUUCGCGUUUUCUCUGUUAUCUAAUAUUUUGUUUUGUCAGUCAUAGAAUUUUGUGAGAGUUGUCCAGCCAUAUAUUUAGAAAUAUUGUUAAUUUAGUCACAAUUCUGGUGUACAAUAAUUUAACUACAACAAAUCAAAUCUCAACAUGUUAAGAAUCUAAGAGAUUUCAGUUAUUUAAUGCUUUUUUUCAAUUAGUUGUGGUGUAUUUGUUGACUUGUUCACCAGAGAGGUUUUAUUAAUUUUUUUAUCAGAAUGAGAUCAUUUAUUUUAUAUUUAUCGCAAAAAAUGAAAUGUUAGGAGCGUUUCAGUAUUUUUUCUUUGUUCUAAGUUCUAUAAAAAAUAAAAAAUUUAAUCUUCCCAGAUAUAAUGACAAAAAUCUUGAUUAUACUUUUUCUAUCUACUUAACCUUAUAGUCCAGUCAUUAUAGGGGGUUGACCUCGGAAAAUCGACAUACCCAGUAUAUUAUCACGUAAAAACUUGUACUUUGACAUCCUAAAACUAUUCUCAAAAUUCACAAAUAAUUGGACGGUUGCAAAUUUUAAAGUCAGAAGUGAAAGGUCAGUAAAAUCGAUUUGUUUUAAAUUUUUUGCAAAAAUCUCGCUUUCUAUGUGCUUUACGCUAUUUGUAUUUAUUAUCAAUAUGUAGAAAAUUCAAUUCUCUAUAACUUUUAUAUUCAACAUUUGUUUAUACAUUGAACUGUUUUCGAGAUAGAGGGCGUAGAGCGCGCGGUCAAUAAAUUACAUGAUGUUAACUGGUAGUCCCGAUCAAAAACUUGUAAUAUUAAGGUUAUAACUUAUUGCUAAAUAUAUAAUUAUAAUUUUUUAUCAACUUUUGGGCUUACAGUGCUCUUUAGCUUGCGGCCAGUGUAAUAAACAACGUUUUUUCCAUGCUGUACUAUAUCAGAUCAAUAUUAAUGAUGAUAGCACCUUCAAUACAGAAAUUAUGAAUGAAUUGGGGACAAAUGUUGAAGACGGUAAUGAGGAACUUGAAAUUCUGCAGCAAAAGGAUGAUAUUGAAGAAGAAGAGAAUUGAACAGAAUAGAAAUUGUUCUCGAAAUUUUUAUUAAUUUUAACAAUAAUAAUAUAAUAUAAUAAAAUUACACGCUAGAUAAAAGCAUUAACUAAAAAUUUAUUUCUUUUCUUCUUUAUUUAUAUAGAAAGUCAUUAGUAUAAAUUAGAUUGGAAUUAAAAUACAAUUUGAGUAUUUUCCUCAACAAUUUCUCAGUUACAUGACCAAAUAAGUGUUAUUAAAUAAAUUGACACUUAAUUAAAAAUAGAUAAGUGACCAAAAAAAUUGAAUUUAAUCUAAAACUUGAUAAGAAAUGAUAAUUAUACGUCGACCAAUAAAUUAUUACCUAAAUAGCCAGAGAUUUUGACCGAGACUACCGGUUGACAUCAGAUAAUUCUCUAACGGCGCGCUCUACGUCCUCUAUCUCGAAAACAAUUCAAGAUAUAAAAAAAUGUUGAAUAUAAAUGUUAUAGAGGAUUGAAUUCUCUACAUAUUGAUAAUAAAUACAAAUAGAAAACGAGAUAUCUGCAAAAAAUGUAAAAAAAAUUCGAUUUUUCUGACCUAAUUUGGCCUAAAACGACUAGACUAUUCAUGUAUUGUGUAAUUUUGGAUUGUUUCUUUACACAUCUUUUAAUUCUGUUUAAUUUUUGUAAAUUCACAUUAUCUUAUUUUAAUCUGAUUCUUCAGACCAAAUUGAGAGAUCAAUUCAAUAUUUUUUUUUUAAUUUUCUUCAGGAGUGUCUGUUUAUCAAAAGUUUGUGCUUCCUGUGGUAAGUUUUGGCACAGAAUGUAAAAUUCUGGAAAAACUGAGGGUUAAUGUGUGAAAUCUUUAUUGAACCGAAUAAACUUUUUACUCUGUCUGAUUUCCUUUAGUGCAUAAAAAAUUUACUUGCCUUGUUCGUGGAAAAAGCUAUUUUACUACUUUUUAAAUUCCAAUUUAGGGUGCUGUGAAAAGAUUAUUGCAAUUUUCUCAAUUACCCUAAUACACACAUGAAAAUUGAAGAAAAAAAUAUGAAAAAUGGGAAAAUUUCCUGAUUUUACAUGUCAUAUCAAUACGCACAAUAAAAUAUUAGUAUCUGUUAAUAAAAAAAGUUAUUUAACAAAUUUGGCAGACUGAUCCUAACAAAAUUCCAUGAUUUAAAUAAAUUUACAAAAUAUUAUCUCGUGCUUAAAUUUGUUUUUGAGUUAUUUAUAUUAUAUUAGAGAAUAUUUGUUUUUUAUGUUUAUGUUGUUUUUUUGUUAUGUUAACCUUCUAUUCAUAAGUACCAAAAUCACACUAGUUACUUGUAAAAUAGUCAUAUGUUUGUUAAUUUUAAUGUUUUAUCUUGUACAUUUAUAUAGUCAAUGGGAUUACAAACUGAUCUGAUUUGGACUACGCGUAUAUACAGAUUGUUCCAGACAUCUUCAAUUCAAUACAUCUAGCAGAUUAUUAAAACCUGUUAACUGGGGAGCUCUCGUUCAAAUUAUGCAACAUGUACCGGACGCGCAUUGUUUCGCUAAGACAUGUCAAUACGUCACGCCCGGAGACCGUCAUUUCAUAUUUCUAUAUUUUAAUUUAUUCAUAAAAUGAAUGAUAAACUAUGAAAUGUAUAUCGUUUAUUAAUAAUUUUGAAGUACAAAAGGAAUCACAAAACAAUUAAAAGCAAGUAAACAAAAUAGAAUUACACAUAAUACAUAAUGCUACACUACAAUUCGGACACCAGUAAGUAGAUUCUUUUCUAGCACCUUUUUUGUAACACACUCGACAUUUCCGGGAUUUAGAUUUUCCUGUAUCACUUUUCAUUUGCUCUGGAAAAUGCCUUUCCACUAUGCGUGAUGGUUUAGGUGUAGAGCUGCUUGUUGAUGGCCAUGGGUGGGUGUUCACGAUAUUGUUAUCAACUAAUGUCUCUAUACACUCUAACAAAAAAUGAAGUCGGUCUAAAUGACCUUUAUCCUUUUUGUACAAAA